Sphenostylis stenocarpa is the source of this 1407-nucleotide messenger RNA. The record is from the annotation of a GenBank genome assembly. NCBI's taxonomy places the organism in Eukaryota, Viridiplantae, Streptophyta, Magnoliopsida, Fabales, Fabaceae.
AUGGUAGGAACAGAAUUCAAGAAAGAUUGUAAUUGUGAAGAUAGGAUGAGUAUUGUGUAUAGUCAUGCUGUGAAGUAUUCCCAAGAGGUGACAAGAAUGAACCCAGAGAUGGAUUCAAGUGUUGGUCAACAUUGUCACCAACAGAAUUCUGGGCUAAUGAGGUACCGUUCUGCCCCAAGCUCAUUGCUCACAAGCCUUGUGAACAAUAACAAUAACAACAGCAUCAACAUCAACAACAACAACAACAUUGGUUAUGUCAGUGGUGAAGCUUUCGGAAGUGACCACAAUCACCACCAGCAGCAGCAUUAUCCUCCCUCCACAAGUUCUGAAAUGGAGACCAUGUUGGCCAAGUUGAUUUCUUCCAAUGAUUCUGAGCCUUUCCAAGAGUUUGGAGGGAAGCCAGUGAAAGAAGAAGAAGCAGGGGAAUCUAUUUCACAGCCACCACAACAACCCAAUGGUUACACUUAUGGGUCUUCACCUCAGAUAUUGUACCAAACUGAGCAAGUUCAAGGCUUGCCUAUGCCAAAUGGUUCUUUAAGGGCUGCAGGGAAUGGUUUUGAUGGCUCAUUCAGUGCAGUGAAUUGCAUGGGUUCACAAAAUUCCACAGAAACCAAAAUGGGUGCUUCCACCAACUGCUCCAAUCUCAUUAGGCAAAAGAGUUCCCCUGCGGGGUUUUUCUCCAAUUACUCAGUUGAUAAUGCACUGAGAGAUGUGGCGAGUUUUAGGGGCUGUGAUGCAUCAAAUGGACGCGGUAUUACAUCCACUAGUGGGUUGCAUAGUACUUUGAACUUCUCUUCUAGGCCAUCCUCUUGCUCCACCAGGAUGCCAAAGAUUGCUGAAAAUGGAAAUGAAGGUGUGGAAGCAAAUUGUGUUGAAAGUAGAAACCUGAGGAAUGACAAUGGCAACACUAAGUCUUACAUGCCUAGUUUCACCACCGACUUCUGGGAUGGUUCUGCAUUCAGUGCCCCCACAACUGCUAGUAACAAUGGUGAAAUAUCAUUUUCCACUUCAAAUGCAAUGGAUAUUCAGGAUGCAGAUUUUGGAUAUCAAAAGGUUGGUCUGAUCCAUCAUUUGAGUCUUCCCAGCUCUUCUAGUAGAAUGGCUACCAUGGAGAAGUUAUAUCAAAUUCAAGGAGCUGUUCCAUGUAAAAUUCGUGCCAAGAGAGGUUUUGCCACUCACCCAAGAAGCAUUGCUGAAAGGGAAAGAAGAACACGAAUUAGUGAAAGAAUCAAGAAAUUGCAAGACCUUUUCCCAAAAUCAGACAAGCAAACAAGCACAGCUGAUAUGUUGGAUUUGGCAGUUGAGUACAUUAAAGACCUGCAGAAACAAGUUAAGAUGCUCACUGACACUAGGGCAAAGUGCACGUGUGCGAGUAAUCAGAAGCAAUAUUCUAGACCUUGUGCCUGA